Molecule: messenger RNA, 1562 nt
Organism: Sorex fumeus (smoky shrew)
Lineage: Eukaryota; Metazoa; Chordata; Mammalia; Eulipotyphla; Soricidae
Gene: GABRG1
Product: gamma-aminobutyric acid type A receptor subunit gamma1
Exons: 9
Coding region: 121-1518 (465 amino acids)
Biological process (GO): monoatomic ion transmembrane transport; nervous system process; chloride transport
Cellular component (GO): dendrite membrane; GABA-A receptor complex; synapse
Molecular function (GO): transmitter-gated monoatomic ion channel activity involved in regulation of postsynaptic membrane potential; inhibitory extracellular ligand-gated monoatomic ion channel activity; GABA-gated chloride ion channel activity
Source: RefSeq, a predicted model, not a curated record
GAGCUGCAUCCUACCUGGUUAGGAGGUGUAUUGCCUUCCCACACCCCGGUCUCUCGUACUCAUCCGAUUGUAGGGAGAGGAAGUCUUGACUUGGGAAGCUAAGCGAGCAAAGUGAUCCAGAUGGGUACUUGGAAACCUUUUCUUUGCUCCCCCUUUCUUCCGUGGAAUCAAAGUAGAGGAGUAAGAUUGAUGCUCUUGUUGCUGGCUCUGCAUUUGGGAAACUGUGUUGAUAAAACAGAUGAUGAAGAUGAUGAGGAUUUAACAGUGAACAAAACUUGGGUCUUAGCACCUAAAAUUCAUGAAGGAGAUAUAACACAAAUUCUCAACUCACUGCUUCAAGGCUAUGAUAAUAAACUUCGCCCAGAUAUAGGAGUGAGACCCACAGUAAUUGAAACUGAUGUUUAUGUUAACAGCAUUGGACCAGUUGAUCCCAUAAAUAUGGAAUAUACAAUAGAUAUCAUUUUUGCGCAAACCUGGUUUGAUAGUCGUUUAAAAUUCAAUAGUACUAUGAAAGUGCUAAUGCUUAACAGUAACAUGGUUGGAAAAAUUUGGAUUCCUGACACUUUCUUCAGAAACUCAAGAAAAUCAGAUGCUCACUGGAUUACCACUCCUAAUCGUCUGCUUCGAAUUUGGAAUAAUGGACGAGUGCUCUAUACUCUCAGAUUGACAAUUAAUGCAGAAUGUUACCUUCAGCUUCAUAACUUCCCUAUGGAUGAACAUUCCUGUCCACUGGAAUUCUCAAGCUAUGGAUACCCUAAAAACGAAAUUCAAUAUAAGUGGAAAAGACCUUCUGUAGAAGUGGCUGAUCCCAAAUACUGGAGAUUAUAUCAGUUUGCAUUUGCAGGUUUACGGAACUCAACUGAAAUCUCUCACACAAUUUCUGGGGAUUAUGUUGUCAUGACAAUAUUUUUUGACCUGAGCAGACGAAUGGGAUAUUUUACCAUUCAAACCUACAUUCCAUGUAUUCUGACAGUUGUUCUUUCUUGGGUAUCUUUUUGGAUCAAUAAAGAUGCAGUGCCUGCAAGAACAUCACUUGGUAUCACUACCGUUCUGACUAUGACAACUCUAAGUACAAUUGCUAGGAAGUCAUUACCCAAGGUUUCUUAUGUGACAGCGAUGGAUCUUUUUGUUUCUGUUUGUUUCAUUUUUGUUUUUGCAGCAUUGAUGGAAUAUGGAGCCCUGCAUUAUUUUACCAGCAACAAGAAAGAAGACAUACCUAGAGACAGAAAAGUCAAAACCAAAGCCUCCAUGAUUCCUGGACUUCAUCCUGGAUCCACAUUGAUUCCAAUGAAUAGCCUUUCUAUGCCACAAAGUGAUGAUGAGUAUGGAUACCAGUGUUUGGAGGGCAAAGAUUGCGCCAGCUUCUUCUGUUGCUUUGAGGACUGCAAAACAGGAUCUUGGAGGGAAGGAAGGCUACAUAUUCGCAUUGCCAAGAUUGAUUCCUAUUCUCGAAUAUUUUUCCCAACAGCCUUUGCCCUGUUCAAUUUGGUUUAUUGGGUUGGCUAUCUUUACCUAUAACUUCUACUGGCUAGGCAAAAGUCAUAAAACUUCAAGUACAAUAU